UUGCUUUGUGUUUUUCCCCAGGUUUGUCAGUGAAGGCAGCAAUGGAAACGCAGAGCAGCAGCACUGAGAAGUUUUACAGGAUCCCCAAAGGAAAGGGACCGCACUCGGUUGGAUGUACAGACCUGAUGACAGAAAAUGCAGUUGAGGGAAGCUUCUUGCGCCUCUAUUAUCCAUCAGGCGAUGCCACACAUAAUGAAGAGGCACCAUGGAUUCCAGAUAAAGAGUAUUAUCAGGGACUCUCUGACUUCCUCAAUAUGUACCGAGUUGUGGGAGAAAGGCUUUUCCAGUACUAUGUUGGUUCAGUGACCUGUCCUGCAAAGCCAAAUGCUGCUUUUAAGCUUGGAGAAAAAUACCCACUUCUCAUUUUUUCUCAUGGACUUGGAGCUUUUCGGACGAUCUAUUCUGCUAUUUGCAUAGAGAUGGCUUCCCAGGGCUUUAUAGUGGCUGCUGUGGAGCACAGAGAUGAAUCUGCUUCAGCAACAUAUUAUUGUAAAAAAAAGUCCAUUUCUGAACCACAGGAGGAGUCUACGUCAAACAUGGAGAAGGAGUGGAUCUACUACAGAAAACUAAAAACCGGAGAGGAGGAACGUUGUCUGCGCCAUAAGCAGGUACAGCAAAGAGCGCAGGAGUGUAUCAAAGCUCUCAAUCUCAUUCUUAAAAUCAAUUCAGGAGAGGAAGUAACGAAUGUCCUACAUUCAAACUUUGACUGGCAUAGCCUAAAGGAUUCUGUUGAUACUAGCAGAAUAGCUGUGAUGGGACACUCUUUUGGUGGUGCUACAGUUAUUGAGAGUCUCAGCAAAGAAGUAAGAUUCAGGUGUGGCAUUGCCCUCGAUGCAUGGAUGCUUCCCGUAGGUGAUGACAUUUAUCAAAACAGUGUCCAGCAACCACUGCUGUUUAUCAACUCUGAAAAAUUCCAGUGGGCUGAGAAUAUCUUAAAGAUGAAGAAGCUCAGCUCCAAUGACACAAACAAGAAAAUGAUCACUAUCAAGGGGUCAGUACAUCAGAGCUUUCCUGACUUUACCUUUGUGAGUGGAGAAAUCAUUGGAAGAUUUUUCAAAUUAAAAGGAGAAAUAGAUCCAAAUGAAGCUAUUGAUAUAAGCAAUCAUGCUUCAUUAGCGUUCCUGCAGAAACAUUUGGGUCUUAAGAAAGAUUUUGAUAAGUGGGAUUCUCUUGUGGAUGGCAUAGGACUGAAUGUUAUUCCUGGUACCAAUAUUAACUUAUCUCCAGCUGAAUCUGAAUAAGGAAUACAAAAGAAGUACUGGAAAUGCCAUGGACAUCAGGACACUAAUGUUGGCUAGAUAUUGCUCAGACACGUGAUGGUGUUGGCCACCUACACAGCUUUUGGCUUGUGGAACAAAAAAACAGUAGGUUGCAUUAUC
Messenger RNA from Pterocles gutturalis (yellow-throated sandgrouse), 1379 nucleotides. Its product is annotated as platelet-activating factor acetylhydrolase-like. Gene Ontology annotation, molecular function: 1-alkyl-2-acetylglycerophosphocholine esterase activity. The record is from RefSeq and is a predicted model, not a curated record. The transcript has 10 exons. Lineage: Eukaryota; Metazoa; Chordata; Aves; Pterocliformes; Pteroclidae. The annotation marks the transcript as partial.